UACGACUCCAGUGCAUUUCAACGCGUCACCACCCCUUCCUCCCUGAAGAGCGUUUCAAAAUCUGAAAGGAGAGGCAGCAGGAUGCGUUUUAGCGUACUGAACCAGAACAAACCGUUUUGACAGCGAAAUAAAAAUUAAAGUAGGCCAACUGUGACACGCAACCCCAAAACAAGAAGUUUAAUCAUCAAGUUUCGUUAUGUUUUUUUAUUUAGAAAAAAUACCAAAGACGGAACGUUGUUGGGAAACUUUGGAGCGGGCUCUCUAAAACACGACCAGAGAGGAGGAAUAGGCAUCCUCCGAGUCAGUGGAGUUGCUGUGGGGCAGGGUGCUGUCCUAUGGGAUGGAUGACGGCCAGCAGGAUCAGUACGAGGAGCGUCUGAAGGAGGUCUUUGAGAGUUUUGACGCCAGUGGAGCUGGGUUGCUGUGCCCCGAGGAGCUAUCCAGCCUGUGCCAGGCCCUGCACCUGGAGGAUUCCACCCCAACACUGCUCCAUGCCCUGCUGCAGAACCAGGACCCACUCACUGACAGGGUUGAUUUUGACCAGUUCAAGAAUGCUUUAAUUCUGGUGUUGUCAACGACGACAGCAGUAGCAACGUCCAGUCAGGAGACAACAUGUGCACCGCCACAACCAGACUCACCAGUCCAAGCUAAGUUUGUGCGGGGUAGUAAACGCUAUGGCCGGCGCUCUACACCAGAGUUCAUCGAGACCAUCGCAGACUUCUCAGAGGUGCUGAGCUCAGAGGCGACAGGGCAGCAGGAGCCAGAGAACCAUGACUCCACCGUACCGAGGAAACGUGAGCGCUGGAACGCUCAUGAAAGCAGUACGGACGAGUACGAGGCAGAUGGCCAGCUGCACCUGUGGAACCCUGAUGACCCCUCCACCCCGCGGGGCUCCACAGUGCCCCUGUCAGAUCGCCUGGAGGAGAGGUUACGACAGGCCUGUGAGGAGCUGGCUAUGCCCUGGGACGGAUGUGCCAGCCACCAUGAGCUACUGGCUCUCUGUGACCAUCUGGGCCUGGCGGUGACGGAGGAUGUCCUCCAGGUUCUUAGUGGUGAUGAGGUCAUGAGCGUUCAGGCGUUUACUUCCUGGGUUCUGAACCAAGCCAAGCCCCCCACCCCGUCUGCCUCCACACCUUACAGGCAGCUCAAAAGACUACACUCCUCACAGCCGUUUGAUGAGACGGGUCGUAGGACCAGCUGUAUGACCAGCUCCAUCAGGAUGUGUCUGUUCUCUACUCUGGACGAUGGGACAGGGUCCACUCCUGCCGAGGAUGUCCUGGAUGCCUGGAUGGAGGAAGGCAUCGAGAACAGCCCUGAGAUACUGCAGGCCUUGGAGUUUGACCCUGAGGGAAAAGUGAACCUCAGGGAGCUGACUGUGGCUCUGGAGAACGAGCUCCUCGUCACUAAGAAUGGGAUCCACCAGGCUGCACUGGCCAGCUUCAAGGCUGAGAUCAGAUACCUACUCGAGCGUGUUGAUCACGAACGCAGAGAGAAAGAGAAGAUUCGCUCUGACCUGGACAAAGCCGAGAAGUUAAAAACCCAACUGGCUGCUGAGGUGGACGAGCAUCACUCUGCCAUCGAACGCAUGAAUGACCUCAACCUCAGGAAGCUGGAGCAGGAACACAGGGAGAAGCUGGUGUCUGUCAGGUCAGAGCUCAUUAAAGAGAUGGACCAGAUUCAGCAGCAGAAAGAGAAACUGGAGGCAGAGAUGGAGAAGAUCAGAGACGACGAGACCUUCCUCAGAGACCACCUCUCACUUACUGUCAAGGAAAGUAGGUGUCUGGAGAUGGAGCUGCUGGUCAGCACUGAGAAACUGUUGACGGCAGAAAGCCAAGUCAGGGAACUGCAGAAGAACCUGGAUAACAUCCUGAAGGAGAAGUUUGGGGACCUGGACCCGGGCAGUGCAGAGUUCUUCCUACAGGAGGAGCGUCUCGGACGGCUCCGCAGCAGCUAUGAAGAACAGUGCCGGGAGCUACAGGAUCGUAUUGACGAGCUUCAAGCAGAACUGCAGGAGUACCACGACUUGGGCCGAACCCCUCAGCCCUGUCUCAAACCCUCGCUCUCCGAGGAGCUGGGCAGUACGAGUCCUGGCAUGGAGUCAGACCCAGGCCUGGGCUUGGAGGAGGGCCAGCCAUUGUUCAACAUGAGUCUGGAGGCAGAGAUGAUGCUGGAGAGGCUGAAAGAGAAGCACCUCCAAGAGAUGGAGGAGCUACAGGCUCAGCUGGAGAGCAAGGUGAGUGAAUUUGACCAGAAGGUGGAGGAGCAGAAGACGGACCUGGAGACCCAGAAGGCAGCCUUGUCUCUGCACUACAUGGAGGAGAUCCAGGCUCUACACGGUGAGAUGUCCAGCAGCCAGAAUAGAGCCCUGGAGCUCCAGGCCCAGCUAGAGCAGGCAGAGGAGGAGCGGGCUGGCUUGGAGCAGAGGCAGGCUGGGGAGAUGGAUGAGCUGGAGCAACAGCAAGAGGAGGAAGUGAGCAGCCUGGAGCAGCAGCUCCUGGAGGCCCGCACCCAGGCUGCCACCCUGGAUGAGCAGCUCCUGGAGGCCCGCACCCAGGCUGCCUCCCUGGACGAGCAGCUCCUGGAGGCCCGCACCCAGGCUGCCUCCCUGGGGGAGCAGCUCCUGGAGGCCCGCACCCAGGCUGCCUCCCUGGAUGAGCAGCUCCUGGAGGCCCGCACCCAGGCUGCCUCCCUGGAUGAGCAGCUCCUGGAGGCCCGCACCCAGGCUGCCUCCCUGGAUGAGCAGCUCCUGGAGGCCCGCACCCAGGCUGCCUCCCUGGACGAGCAGCUCCUGGAGGCCCGCACCCAGGCUGCCUCCCUGGACGAGCAGCUCCUGGAGGCCCGCACCCAGGCUGCCUCCCUGGACGAGCAGCUCCUGGAGGCCCGCACCCAGGCUGCCUCCCUGGACGAGCAGCUCCUGGAGGCCCGCACCCAGGCUGCCUCCCUGGACACAGAGAUGCAGGAGCUAAGGAAACUACAUGCCGCGGAACUCAACAAGCUGGACGAGGAGCACAAAGAGAACCUUUUGACCAGGAUGGAAGAAGAGCAGCAGAGCCACGAGGAGACAGUGAAGGCUGGGAUAGAGGAGGUGGAGAUGAGACUCAUGGAGGAGAGGGAGAGGGAGAAGCUGGAGUUGCAGCAGAGCCACGAGGAGACAGUGAAGGCUGGGAUAGAGGAGGUGGAGAUGAGACUCAUGGAGGAGAGGGAGAGGGAGAAGCUGGAGUUGCAGCAGAGCCACGAGGAGACAGUGAAGGCUGGGAUGGGAGAGGAGGUGGAGAUGAGACUCAUGGAGGAGAGGGAGAGGGAGAAGCUGGAGUUGCAGCAGAGCCACGAGGAGACAGUGAAGGCUGGGAUAGAGGAGGUGGAGAUGAGACUCAUGGAGGAGUGGGAGAGGGAGAAGGCUCAGUUGAACAAGCAGAGUAACGAGUCACUGCAGACCAUGUUAGAGGAGGCGAUGUUACGACUAGUCAAGGAGCAGCAGAACAGGGAGGCCAGGCUCACUGAGCAGUGGGAGCUGGAACGAGCUCGGCUUCAGCAGUGUCGUGAGGCGGCUCUCCUCACCAGGUUAGCCGAGGAGCGCCUGAAGCAGCGGGAGGAGACUGAGAGGAGGCUGAGGGAGGACUGGGACAGGGAGAGACUCCAGCUGGAGGAGGAAUAUGAGGGGGUGUUUCAGGAGCGGCUGCAGGAGGAGAGGCAGAGCCUAAAGGAGGCCCACAGACGGGCCAUGCAGGAACUGAGUGCCAAAAACCAUGAGGAGAGGGAACAGCUCAGCAGUCUACUGGAUAAACUGCGGGAGGACAUCGCUGAGGAGAGGCGUGAGGUGGGUCGCCUAGUAGAGGAGAACCUUUUACUCACACAGAAGAUGUCAACGCUGAAGGAAGAGUCCCUGAAAGACAGCCAGAAGGAGAUGCUCUUCAAACUGGAGCAUUUCAGGAAGGAGAAGAUUUCUGCGCAAAAGAAGGCAGAGAGUUUCAAGAGAAAGAUCUCAGUGCUUCGUCUCCGCAGUCAGCAGCUGGAGGAUGAGAACGGGCUUCUGUCGGAGAAGAACGCCCAGAAUGCAGCAGGAGUGGAGGCGUUGAGCCAACAGCUGGGGGAACUGCUCAGACAGAGUGAGAGACAUGAAGCUGUCAGAGACCAGCAACGCACCGUACCGGAGGAUGAGAGGAUGAAGAUGGCAGUGUUUGUGACUGCCCUGGAGGCGGAGCUAACCAACGCUGUGGAAGGGACUGUACUUCUCGAGGAGGGCAAGGCCCAGCUGGUGCUACAACUCAAUACCCUCAGAGAUGAGGUCGCUAAGAUGGGGGCUGUAGAGGGCCGGCUCUCCUCCCUCCUGCAGGAGCGCAAGGCUUUGGAAAAACAAACCCAGGGAUUACGUAACCAGCUCGCCAAGUCUCAGGAGAGGAACCAGGUGUUGGAGAAAAGCCUGCAGUCUGUUGACCUCCAGAGCGCCCGUCUCAAGUCAGACCUCCGCGUAUCACAGCAAGAGAAGGACGCCCUCAAACAGGAAGUGAUGUCACUGCACAAACAGCUGCAGAACGGCAAUGAUAAGAACCAGGUUCUGGAGAUGGCCCUGCACUCCAGGGGAUACCAGAGCCAGCAUAAGAAGCUGUACCAGGAUGAGCUGGCCAGGCUGGUGGAACAGGAACAGCAGCAGCUGAGGCAGGAGAACGAGAGGCUGACCAUGGAGCUCCACCACACCAGGGAAAAGCUGGAGGUAGCCAUCUUAACCGUGAAACAGCAGAAACAGCAGGGCCAGUCCAGCAUGGUGAAGACUGUGGAACAGCAGAAACAGCAGGGACAGUCCAGCAUGGUGAAGACUGUGGAACAGCAGAAACAGCAGGGCCAGUCCAGCAUGGUGGAGACUGUGGAACAGGAGAAGACUGCUCUGAAGAGAGAGCUGGACGUGAUGCAUCAGGAGCUACUCUCUGCUCAGAACAAGGUGUGUGAGGUUCAGCGAGAGCUGGACAGUCUACGUCAGGAGAAUGAGGGGCUGAAGACCCGACAGGCUCCACUACAGGCCUGGCUUCUGGAGGCCCAGCUGGGUGGUCUGCUGCCCUCCUCCCCUCGCAGGACGUCUGGUGAGUGGAGAGGACAACACUGUGAGAACGACCACAACCCAGAGAACAUACAGGAUGAGAGGUCGAUGAUGAUAAUGAUGAAGAUGGAGGAGCGUAUGAGGGAAAUCGAACUGUCGCUGCAUAACGUCAAGCUGCUUCUCAAAGAGAAGGUCUCUCAACUGAAAGAUCAGCACCACAAGAACGGUAAAGCUGAUUCGUUGAUCAAGGACCUGUACGUGGAGAACGCCCAGCUGCUGAAGGCCUUGGAGAUGACCGAGCGGAGACAGGAAGUAGCAGAGAAGAAGAACUAUCUACUGGAUGAGAAGAUCUCCAGCCUCAACAAGAUAGUCAGAGACCUGAGUCCCUCACCCCUACCCACAAUGCCCUACCAUUUUACCUGUUCUUCACACUCCACCUGAGCCCCUCACCCCGACCCACAAUGCCCUACCAUUUCACCUGUUCCUCACACUCCACCUGAGCCCCUCACCCCGACCCACAAUGCCCUACCAUUUUACCUGUUCCUCACACUCCACCUGAGCCCCUCACUAAUCCCGACCCACAAUGCCCUACCAUUUUACCUGUUCCUCACACUCCACCUGAGCCCCUCACCCCGACCCACAAUGCCCUACCAUUUCACCUGUUCCCCACACUCCACCUGAGCCCCUCACCCCUACCCACAAUGCCCUACCACUUGACCGGUUCCUAAGACUAUACCUCACCCCUACACCCAGUCCCCUCACCCAUACACCCAGUCCCCUCACCCCUACACCUAAUCCCCUACCCCCAGUUCCCUACCACUUGACCAGUUCCUAUAAUAACACAUUACAGUUUGUAGAGUGUUUUUCAUUUCCAGACGUAAAUCCCAAAGCUCUUUACAGAGAAAUCAUUCAAUGAAAAAAAGCUUCAGUGAAAGGACUAAAAACAUUAGGUGAGAAGUUAAGAUGCUUUACUUUAUUAAUUCAACCACUUAAAAAAACAUUAAAAAAACAAGCACACACACACAACAUGAAAAAGCCAUACAUGCACAUGAGAUAAAUCAUGGAAAAUAACACACAAUAAAGUGUGGGACUUAUUUCCAUUGUGGUCCUUUUGAAACAAGAUGGCUGGACAAGAACCAACACGGUUGAACACAGUAUUAAAACGAGAUAUGAAAACAAAGAUCUCAUCAUACACAAGACACACGGAAUAGCAAAGGAGGCGACAAGGACGGAACAAUACAACUUGACACGACAGACAACACAACAGAGAUGACAUAAAGUGAAACGCAGUUUGAAGAAGUGUUUUUCUGCGUUUCUUUGGGACUGUAAGGAGUCUUUGACCGGAGUGAACCUGAAGACCUUUUGAGGCUGAGGAGUUCACUGAGUUAUUGGGGACCAGAGGCAUUGAGUUAUUGACCAGAGGCAUUGAGUUAUUGGGGACCAGAGGCAUUGAGUUAUUGGGGACCAGAGGCAUUGAGUUAUUGGGGACCAGAGGCAUUGAGUUAUUGGGGACCAGAGGCAUUGAGUUAUUGACCAGAGGCAUUGAGUUAUUGACCAGAGG
Messenger RNA from Oncorhynchus masou masou (cherry salmon), 6593 nucleotides. Its product is annotated as ninein-like. The transcript has 30 exons. Gene Ontology annotation, molecular function: calcium ion binding. Gene Ontology annotation, biological process: microtubule anchoring at centrosome; centrosome-templated microtubule nucleation; centrosome localization. The record is from RefSeq and is a predicted model, not a curated record. Gene Ontology annotation, cellular component: pericentriolar material; centriole; mitotic spindle pole. NCBI's taxonomy places the organism in Eukaryota, Metazoa, Chordata, Actinopteri, Salmoniformes, Salmonidae. The coding region runs from base 341 to 5473 and encodes 1710 amino acids.